AGGCUAAUAUAUUUAACCAAUCAAGACAUUCCAAUAAUACACGCUGGCAAAAGACACGAAGCUCUUGCUUUCGUAUGGGCUCUGCUGUGUUUCGAUGGGCUUCGUCGGUUAGCAUUGGGCUUUGCUACCCAGUUCAAUUAAAAAAAAAAAUUCAACCCAAGACGGAUAACACGAGGCUCUACGCUUCUCGCUCUUCGUCUUCACCGUUUCUUCACCAUCGUUUCAGUUCUCUCGAUCCAGAACUCCACAAUCAAUACUCCACUACAUCUCGAUUCAAUCGAGUUACCUCCGACGCUAACUGACCUGGAUCUCACGGUGAACCGUUUAUCGGAACUGGACUCGAGGAUCGCUCACCUCUCUAUGCUCAAGAAGCUUUCUCUUCGCCAAAACCUAAUCGAAGACUCCGCCGUCGAGCCUCUCUCUCGCUGGGACGCCUUGUCCGAUAUCGAGGUGAUUAUUAUCAUCCACCCUCUGAUUCUGCGAAUUUCACAAAUAUGAGGCCUUACGAUUGAUAGUCAUUUGUAUAUGUAGGAGCUGAUUCUCAGAGAUAACAAGCUAGCGGAAGUACCAGAUAUAAGCAUAUUCUCAAGGCUUUUGGUCUUUGACGUAUCUUUCAAUGAAAUCACUUCGUUGGAAGGAUUAUCAAAGGCCUCUAGCACGUUGAAGGAGCUCUAUGUGUCUAAGAAUGAAGUUAACAAGAUUAUGGAGACUGAACACUUGCACGACUUGCAGAUUCUUGAGCUAGGGUCCAAUAGAUUGUGGGUUUGGAUUUGUCGUGAUUACUUUACAAUGUUUUAGCAAUGAAUAUGAAAGCAUUGAGGUUUAUUCAGGUGAUGGUGAAUAUGGAGAGCUUGACAAAGUUAGAAGAGCUGUGGCUGGGAAGAAACCGUAUCAAAGUUGUGAACUUGUGUGGGCUCAGAUGUAUUAAAAAGAUUAGCUUGCAGAGCAAUCAAUUGACCUCUAUGAAAGGAUUUGAGGACUGUGUUGCUCUUGAAGAGUUGUAUCUGAGCCAUAAUGGUAUCUCAAAAAUGGAAGGCUUGAGUGCGUUGGUUAACCUACGGGUAUUAGACGUGUCGAACAACAAGCUCACAUCAGUUGAUGACAUUCAGAGCCUCACAAAGCUGGAAGAUUUAUGGCUUAAUGACAACCAGAUAGAAAUACUUGAAGCUAUCACAGAAGCUGUUGAAGGCUCUAAAGCUAACAGCUUUCCCGGAUUCUCCAUAAAAUGGAUGCUAAUGUAACUGCAAACUGUGUUCAUCCUGGAAUCGUGAGAACGCGUCUCACAAGAGACCGAGACGGCCUCAUCACUGAUUUUGUCUUUUUCUUGACCUCUAAGCUUUUGAAGUCCGUUCCUCAGGCAGCAGCAACGACAUGCUGCCUAGCAACGAGUCCGAGAUUGAGGAACGUGUGCGGCAAAUACUUUUCAGACUGUAAUGAAGCUCGGACUUCUAAUCCGGAUCGUGCAAUCUUAAAGCUCAGAGACUGUGGACUGCUUCGGAGUUGUUGGUCACUCCAGCUUCUACUCCCGAUGUUUAUCAAACCUUUAAAUACUUUUUAACCAACGAUGCUAUGUAUGUGUAAAGCCUUUCCAAGCUUCUUGGUUGUGAAAUGUUUUAGAUCAUUUGGAGGAGUAAUAAAGUUUAUAUGUUAUCACUAAUCACAUAUAUAGAUUGAAGAAAGGCAACACAGGCAGAUAUAAACAUUGGCACGCCAAUGUAUGUACCACAAAGACAACUAUUAAGUUAUCAUCAUAUUAAAAUCUAGGGGGCAUUAAGCACAUGCCUAACAAAAAAAUAUUUAAAACACAUUGUGUUAGUGUUAUCGGCUAAACAAGAGUUUGUUUUUAAGAUUUUUGUAAGAACAUAGUUUGUUUUUAAGAUAAUAUUGGCUUUUUAACAUGCUUUUGCAUACUCAUUGCAUAAUUAUAUGCACUUGCAAGGCAUCGCCAGUCCUAUAUUAUACUCAAAUUUUAUGUAGUGUUUCCAAAUCUACAGAGUGAUGCUCUGGUUUAUAUGAUUUAAAGACUAAUUUCUGGUGGUGUUUUAAAAACAAAAUUGGAUUAGUUUGGUUUGUGUUUUAUUUUUCUUUGUAAUGUGUUUCCAUAAGGUGGUUUUGAGAAAAAUAAAUUUUUUUGUUGUUUGAUAUUUUUAUUCAGUUUUUUUUUUUAUCAUAAAAUAGUUUGGUUUUGUAAAAAUAACCGAUUUAAAUCAUCUAUUUUAAUCAGAAACCAUGUAAAGCAAUUUCAUUUCUCUUAAUUCCGUUGAUAUUUGAUCGAAAAACAUUUCUUAACCUUUAGCUAAAAAAUUUAGUUUUCAGUCUCCUUGAUAAAAGAAUUUUGGUUAGUGUAUCAAAUCAAUAUUGUAUAGCCGUAAAUUAAUUAUACAAAUGGAAUUAUUUAUCAUUUGAAAUAAACAAUGCAAAAAACAUGUAAAUAUGUCAUUUUGUAUUUUUUGUAGAGAGGGCAUAAAUUGAAAAUGUAAAAUCAAUAAUUCUAAAUACAUAAAAAAGUUUUAAAUUAAAUGUAGAUUUAACAAUUGUUUUGUAUGAAACAAAAAAUUUUAGCUGAAACUUAAGAAUAUUGACUAUUCAUAACUUUCCGUUCAUUUUAAUAAUAAAUAAACAACAAAGAGUAAGGGGUUGAUUGGUUGUUCUGAAGUUUUUGUUUUUGUUUUUACUUUAGAAAAUAAGCUGUGAAUUGUUUUGCUUCGGUUUUAAUUGUUUUGCUAUAUAUCUAUUUUCAAAGCACUAAAUGAAAUCUUUAGAAAAUUUGAUUUUGAAAACUAAUAUAUUAUUUUUUUUCAAAAAAACUUUAUACUAUAUCUUUAAUUUUAAAAGAUAAAAUAUGAUUGUUUUAAAAAUAAAAAUUUUAGAAAAAAGUGGAUGUCUAAAACAUUUACCACCAUUACCAAUCAACUCCUGAGUUUAUUCAUUUCAAAUUCGUUGGAGAACAUAAUAAAUUAAUUUCUGUAUUAUUACUUAUGUUUUUGGUAGUCAAUUUUGAAAUAAUACAUAUACAUGCUUUUAUAAGAAAAUAAACAAGCUAAAAUUAAUUAAAAUUAUAAGAAGAAAUUUAUCCGGGCGUAGCCCGGACAAAGACCCUAGUAUAUAUAAUAGGGGAUUUUCCUCUCUUCCUAG
This is a messenger RNA of Brassica napus (rape), 3135 nucleotides long. Its product is annotated as protein phosphatase 1 regulatory inhibitor subunit PPP1R7 homolog. The record is from RefSeq and is a predicted model, not a curated record. Gene Ontology annotation, cellular component: cytoplasm. The transcript is spliced from 5 exons. Bases 801 to 1241 code for a protein of 146 amino acids. Gene Ontology annotation, molecular function: protein binding. Lineage: Eukaryota; Viridiplantae; Streptophyta; Magnoliopsida; Brassicales; Brassicaceae.